Molecule: messenger RNA, 4476 nt
Organism: Anopheles gambiae (African malaria mosquito)
Lineage: Eukaryota; Metazoa; Arthropoda; Insecta; Diptera; Culicidae
Product: protein kinase shaggy
Exons: 10
Coding region: 191-2692 (833 amino acids)
Biological process (GO): signal transduction; protein phosphorylation; negative regulation of canonical Wnt signaling pathway
Cellular component (GO): nucleus; axon; cytosol
Molecular function (GO): protein serine/threonine kinase activity; ATP binding
Source: RefSeq, a predicted model, not a curated record
CGUGGUUGAUUUCGGUUCGCGACGACGUGUGCGCCCGUCCCUUUUGCAGACGCGUUCGGUUGGAACUGUAUCGAUUAAUGUGCAGUUUUCGUAACAAGUGAUAUUUGAGCAAAAAGAAGGAAGUACACGAUCAGCUGCUAGUGCAAAUCGGACGUUUAAAAACACUUAGUUGUGAAAAAACGCUACCAAAAUGCUGUUUGAAUCGGAAUGUGCAUUUUUUAUGUCGGCUGCCGUUGCUGUGUCUACGGCACAUUCGCCAGCGUCUCAGUCGGCGAAAGCAACUCAGCAGAUACGCAUGUCACCAUCCCUUUCAAAAGAUGGUACUUUUUCAAACGGCUUUUUCGAUAUAGAGCAACCUCACUUGUUGGUAACCAAUCAUCGAGAGCCGCAGAUACAAGGAGAAUAUCCCUUGCAUCUGUUACCAAAUCAAACACUGCCGCUACAAGAAACGCCUCGACCUCAACUACCACUACAAGAACAGAAGCUACCAGAAAGAGAACAUAUCCAACAGCAGGAAGAGCAGCAAUUGCUCCACCGGCAGCAGCAGCAGCAGCAACCAGAUCAACAUAUACAACAGAAAGAACGUACACAGCAGCAUAAUCAACAACACCAACAUCAAAAACAGCAGCAUCAAGAGCAACAGCUAAAACACCAGCAGGAGCAGAAACAAGACAUUACUUUAUUUAAAAAAGAUUCUGUAGAAUAUACCAUGGAAUCUAAGAUAGAGCAAUAUCCAGAACAGCUAUUAAAAAAACCUACAGCAACUCAGAAUGAACAAGAGCAAGAUACGAAAAAGAAACGAAGUAUUUUAAAACCAAAGCAACAGUCCGCUGAAGAAUUUUCCAUGAGCUCUAAAACGCCUGUUGGUCAAGAGCAUCCCAAGUCUUCCUCUGCUCCAGAAACAGCGGCCCAACGGAAAUCUUCCACCAAAUCAAAAAGCUCGACCAACGGUAGCGGGUCGAAAAACAUCAGCCCGAAAACCAGAAAGUUGUCCCUGAAGACGAUCAUCUACCGGCAGUUGAUGGCCGCAGGUGGCCAAGGCAUUGGCGUAGGCAUCGAUAAAGACCUGCCGAUUCCGGCGCGGAUACGACCACCACUACGUAUUCCAAAAGCUGCUACGGAUGGCAACAGUGUCAAAAAGACCUCCAAUAAGACGUCUUCCUCUUCUGCAUCGAAGACCAUCAGUUCCGAUUCUUCGAGCGAUGCUAUACCUGAACAUUUCAAAUCGGAUAUUGGAGGAACUAUCAUUCCGGCCAGCAAUCCACCGGCAAGGCAACGAGUUCGUCUAGAUGCAGAACAGAUCGAACAUAUGUGUUCAAUCUUUAUACAUCGAAUAUCGCCAUGUAAGGACGGUUCCAAAGUGACGACGGUUGUAGCUACACCCGGACAAGGCCCAGAUAGACCACAGGAAGUAUCAUACACAGAUACUAAGAUAAUUGGCAAUGGAAGCUUCGGUGUCGUCUUCCAGGCGAAACUCUGUGAUACGGGCGAGCUAGUCGCUAUCAAGAAGGUGUUACAGGACAAACGAUUUAAGAACCGUGAACUACAGAUCAUGCGACGACUAGAACACUGUAACAUCGUUAAGCUAAAAUAUUUCUUCUACUCGAGUGGCGAAAAGAAAGACGAAGUUUAUCUGAACUUAGUGCUCGAAUAUAUCCCAGAAACGGUUUAUAAAGUCGCCCGUCACUAUGCUAAGAACAAGUUAACGAUACCUAUCAACUAUAUCCGAAUUUACAUGUAUCAAUUAUUCAGAAGUCUUGCUUAUAUUCACUCGCUUGGUAUCUGUCACCGUGACAUCAAACCACAGAACCUGCUGCUUAAUCCUGAGACGGCAGUGCUAAAGCUGUGCGACUUUGGAAGCGCCAAGCAGCUGCUGGACGGUGAGCCAAACGUGUCGUACAUCUGCUCCAGAUAUUAUCGAGCACCGGAGCUGAUAUUCGGCGCUAUCAACUACACCACUAAAAUUGACGUAUGGAGUGCAGGAUGCGUGCUUGCAGAACUGUUGCUCGGACAACCAAUCUUCCCGGGAGAUUCUGGCGUCGAUCAGCUGGUGGAAAUCAUCAAAGUCCUCGGCACACCGACACGGGAGCAGAUCAAAGAGAUGAAUCCCAAUUAUACGGAAUUCAAAUUCCCUCAGAUCAAGAGUCAUCCAUGGCAAAAGGUGUUCCGGACACGCACCCCACCGGAAGCGAUCGCACUGGUUUCCCGUCUGCUGGAGUACACGCCGGGCACGAGAAUUACUCCGAUGCAAGCAUGUGCCCAUCCGUUCUUCAACGAAUUGCGAGAAGGCAGCAAGUAUCUGCCGAACGGUCGCGAAUUUCCACCGUUGUUCAACUUCACCGAGCAAGAGCUUGCCAUUCAGCCAAGUCUGAACCUGAUUCUGAGGCCCAGAAACCAAAACGAGGCCGCUUCCAAGGCAGGACAAUCGUCAAGCGGAUCGAUGGAAGGUGGCAGCGGCAGCAGUGGCAACGGUGGUGCCGGCAGCUCAUCUGGCAGCGGUGGCGUUGGAGGUAGUGGCGGUGGAGCUAGUGCCAGUAGCGCUGGCGAUGCGAGCAACUUGGCGCAGCAAUCCUGUAGCGGUGCAGCUGGAGGUAGCGCCGGCGCUGGCGUUGGAUCGGACGAUAUGGCAGCCGCAAGUGGGGGUGAUGCAAACACCUGUCAGCCUUCUGCUGCCACCUCAUCGAUGGGUUAGCUUUAAUUGUGUACGAACGACAACAACCAGCCACAAGGAGCAAAAUGUGCUUUAAACCUAGAGGAGAAUAAUAGCAUGCUCAGAAUAAGAGUGCAAGGAAAAACUAAAGGGAAAACAAUACUUGUCCUCUAGCACUCGAACUGGGCGUUACUGUCUGACGUAGACACUAGGAAGCGACUGUGUACAAGUGUUUGCACGCAAUUUUGAGAACCACGGCCAGCAGACGGCACACAAAAUCAAUGAAAAGUUAAAAAAAAUUAAGUAGUAAAACCGAAAGGAAAGGGGAUCAUCGCACUUGCAAACGCAGCGAUGUUGAUCGAUAACAAGCAAAACUAGCUGUGCGUAAUGUCGGACAUAUGGGACUAGUGCAGAAAUAGCGGUUACGCAAAGUAACGAGGUAUGUGUGUAAAAGUUUAAUGUUAAAUUUAUUUUUAAUUAUUAUUUAAAGCAUCGGGAUCGUCAAGAAUGCUAUACAUUGAUGUAUCGCUGUGCAACAUGAAAAAAUCAUUUAAAAAACAUGUUAAAGAAGCAACACAAAGCGACGCGUGGCAUGUGCGGAUGUUCGUAAUGGUAUGGUCCAAACACAGAAGAUGUAGUUAAUCUGUUUUGAUCGUUUUGUUCGACUUUUUUGUUUCUUUAUUUUUUACUUCGAAGCAGUCAUCAUUUAGACGGAAAGUACCGUGCAGAAACGUGUGUAGUGUGAUGCCCUAGUGUGAGUGUAAAAUCAUGUAAAGCCCUACGAGUGGUGUGUAUGGUUUGCUAAGGGUUAUUAGAGAAUCACUUAUGUUCUCUAAACCAAAACCCACGCAAACCAUCCACACUUACCUUCUCUUACACACAAAAUAAAAGUUGUACAUUUAUAUCCACGAAGAUUACUGCAGCGCGCGCACUCCCUUAGCUGGUGGGGGCACUUCUAGCAAACAGGGUGGCUAACACUAACAAACAGGGUGGUUGAAAAACAACACCGUUCGAUUGCGGUGUGAGAAUGCCGGUAGUGUGUUAGCAAUGAGUGUAUGUACAUUUCACAUAGCUUUGUUUUAGUUUCUUUACGAUAAAAUGCAAAGUGAAAGAAACAUAAACUAAAUGGUUAAACUGAAUUUUAUUACUGCACACAAGUACGCAUGAAACUAAAAUCAAACCACCACCCCAAUAUCUGUAUGUAACAGGCAUAUGAAGUAGAACAAUGUUUGCAACAGUUCCAAACAGCGCGGGGAUGUGUAGAGAGGUAUUUAACAUACUUUUGUGUUGAGAGAAAUCUUCUAGAACCGAGCACCGGUGCUGUAUAGCAACCCCUAAGCCAGCGCUGUGAAAACACACACACGCGCACGUUUUAAGACCCAACAACGAUGGUGAGUGGUAGACUUAUUUUAACGAUUCAAUAGUACCUUGCUGGGUUUGUAAAUCGUUUGUAUACCUCCAUGUGUGAAAUUUGCAAUUUUUCGGCUAUUGAUUAAAUAUUUAAUUUUUAGUAUGUUAUCACAGAGCAACGGUUCACCCCAACAGAACAACCAUUAUAGAAAGGAAAUGAUGAUUAAUAUAUUGUUACUAAAUCACGCCAAGUCCAAUCAAUAAACAAACGGGUCUUGCAUGACUUGAAACAGAAGACCGUUUUAGGUAAAGGGCCGGACCGAUACGAGAUUGCGAAAGAUGCGCGUGUGUGUGGCGUUUGCGUUAACGUCAUUGACAGAACACAAAAAACCAUGUUCAACGAUAUGGCGUACCGUAAAAUAUGUAGGAAUCUACAAUAAAAAGGCCAAUAAAUCAGACCCGACGCGCGAAAUGCA